Scomber japonicus (chub mackerel) is the source of this 1921-nucleotide messenger RNA. RefSeq names its product eva-1 homolog Ba (C. elegans) (gene eva1ba). The record is from RefSeq and is a predicted model, not a curated record. Bases 475 to 966 code for a protein of 163 amino acids. The transcript has 4 exons. NCBI's taxonomy places the organism in Eukaryota, Metazoa, Chordata, Actinopteri, Scombriformes, Scombridae.
GUUACUCACUCCGUCUCCAACUUUGAGAGGAAGUUACCACCUCUUCCCUAGACUCCGUACACACACGCACACAUGCUCAGGCAGGCACACACGCUCUUCAGGACUUGACCACAGCAGCAACAGGGAACCAACUAAACAGACAGGACUGCUUGUUUGUGAUGCCGUUUUUUUUCCAAAAUUUGGAGGGAAAGACGCCUCAGACUUGCAGUUAGCCUGAAGGUCUCUGUGUGAACUGAACAGUUUCAGAGGGACUUUUUUUGUCACCACACACCGGGUGGCCAAAUGAACUGUUUAGCCUGAGGACCAAAGAUUGCAGGCCCAGAUCCAACAGCAAGGGAGAAACGGAGAGUAAAGCUUGAUCAUUUCACAUCCAUUCUCUAACUUCUCGUUACACUAUGAGCUGGGACUGAGGACUUGCUUCAAAGUUUCAUUUUGUGGUUUUUCAGGUGUGAAGAAAGUAAAGUCAAAAUCACCAUGGAUGUCAAGAAAAAAGAAAUGGACCUCCUGAGCAACAGCAUAGCUGCAUAUGCACACAUCAAAGCAAACCCGGAGAGCUUUGGUCUUUAUUUUGUGCUUGGAGUGUGUUUCGGCCUGGUGCUGACACUCUGCCUCCUGGUCAUCCGCAUCUCCUGCAAGCCACGGACCAACAUUGCCCCCUCCACGCCUGAGAAAAAACAGUUAAAAGACAUCAGUGAGGAGGACGAGGAGAGUGAGGAUGAAGAAGAUGAUGAAGGGGAGGAUGUAGAAGCACCUAUCCCUUUGCCCAGCACUGAAAUCCCUGUUGGUAACCACACCAGCCUAGCAGAUGGGACACUGAGCGUGAACGUAUUUACCUCUGCUGAAGAGCUGGAGCGAGCACAGCGACUGGAGGAGAGGGAACGUAUCAUACGUGAGAUUUGGAGGAACGGCCAGCCUGAUAUCCUCGGGUCAGGAACAGGGACUAUUGGAAGAGUGCAUUACUACUAAGAUACAUGAGGCGACAAGGGAGCUCUGUGAAAGAGAAGCAGAGACCUGUUGGUGGGCCCAGAGUCCCUGAAGCCUUUAAGACUUGAAAGCCUGUGUCAGAGACAAUGCAACAUCACCUUAACAGGCAGACAGUGAUGUGCCACAUUUGAUAUACUUGGUUCUGACAGAGCUGAACUAUGUGAUAUUGCACUUCCUAUGUAGCAAUGUUUUUUUUUUGACUGACUACAUUCUAUUAAUCCACAAGGUGUCUUAAAGACUAAUGAAUCCAUAUGAAAACAAUGCAGUAUGAAUGUGGGAGCUGAUGGACACUUGAAGUAACUGGUCUAUUGAAAUGUAUGGCGCUUAAUGACAAAAAUGCACACUAGGUAUGUAGUGACUAAAAAAAUGAAAGUAUAAAUAAGGACAAUGUAUGUACUGUAUGUUGCAAUGAAGAUCAUUUGUGUGAAUGAGGACAUUUCUCCUUAUGAAUGGUGAGUUAAUGACGAAAAUACAAAACUACUCUUGAAAUGUCUCCAAGAAAACACCCUCAGGAGACCUCUCAAAGGAAAUUAGACUGUCUUAGCAAGAACAUAUCAAUCAAUUUAGACGGUCAGAUUACAGUGUAAAGACAAUUAAGUCUUAAUUUAUGAGUAGGCUAUAUUACACCAUGUCUGUGUUUUCAGGGAUAAUUCCACCAAAGGAAAUGACAAAAUUAAAGUAUUAAGCUGGAAUAAUUCACUGUUGUUUCUCUUCAUAAUGCUCAAAUGUCAGACAAAUAUUCAACUAAGCUCUUCUUCUCCGUACCUUCGGGCCAUGGAUUUAUAUCUAGAGUUUUUUGGGUUUUUUUUUGAAUGAGACAGCCUAAUUUUGCCAGCAUGAUUAAUGGAAAAGGUUAGCCUUUGUAAGUUGUUUUUCCUGCUCAGUGUCUCACGUAUGUGCCUUAGAAGGUUAAAUAAAUACAGUUUUAUAAUAAAAA